UAUGAUAAAAAUGCAGCGACGCCCAUCUUCACCAGGAUCAUCGCCGGUUGAGCUCGGAGACUGCCUGGAAGAGCUGCUCAAGUUCACGCUCCAAUCUCACAUCGAUGGAGCCCUAGAGCAUGAUCUAGGAUUAUCUGCAGAGUUCUGCUCCCACCUCCUGAAUGACGAUCUUCCUCGAUCCAAUUUAGAUCGCCCUGACGUUUCCAAAUUGUAUAACGAUCUAGCGUCGACUCUUUGGAAGUCGGUCUCCAAAGCACCGUGUCGGUCAUUAGAUGACUUGGAGGACAAAGAAAAAUGCAAGGAGUUGAUUACCCAAGGAGGAGCUGAAUUAGUAAAUGUUCUAAAGACAGUUAACUUUGAGCUUCAUGUUCAGGAGCCUUUCUUUACUCAGCUAAAAGAUGGCCUGAAGACAGUGGAAGGAAGAUGUGCUGCUGGUGAUUACAUUCGAAUUCAGCCUGGAGCCUUGAUACUUUUCAAUAAAUGUUUGUUGUUUGAGGUUCAGGAUGUUCGUCAAUACCCUUCAUUUUCUGCAAUGUUGGAAGCAGAAAGUCUUGAUAAAGUUCUUCCUGGAGUAAAAACCUUAACAGAUGGUGUUCAAAUAUACAGGAAUUUCUAUUCUGAAGAGAAAGAACAGUCCAAUGGUGUCCUUGGAAUUCAUGUCAAAAAAUCUGUUGUCCAGCCAUCCGUUGUUUUGUCCAGAAUUAUAUCUGGAUUAGGCUACAAUGCUAUUCAAAGCUUUCUUGGCUUUUCAAGCACAGAAGAAUCACUCUAGGAGUGAUUCGAACAUCAAACAAGUGUUCUUGCCUUGACAUAUUCGUUCAAUAAGGUAACUCGAAUCUUUCUUUCUCUUGAGGUGAUUCCUUAUCAUUUUGAGAUUAUUAGAUAUAUUGUAAAAAUCGUAUUCUUCAAUAAGGUUAUUAGAUCAAAUUCUCAAGAGUUGCAAUCAUCUGGAAUGAUUUCAAAAUCGACAUGGGAGUUUUAGCAUUUGUAAACUAAGAGUUCGCAUAUCUAGUAUAAGGGUUCUUAGAUUUAACUCACUAGAAUUAUCGUAUCAAGUAGACACUUAAACUUUUUUUUUUUAGAGAAUCCGAUACUUUAUUCCAUAUCUUUAUAUAUAGUUGUUUUAUUUAUGUCAUAUUCUUUGCGUUGAAUAUAGGUUUUGUCAAAAGUAUAUAAUACGUGUGGAACUUCUAA
Messenger RNA from Cucurbita pepo subsp. pepo (vegetable marrow), 1194 nucleotides. RefSeq names its product RNA-binding ASCH domain protein. The record is from RefSeq and is a predicted model, not a curated record. NCBI's taxonomy places the organism in Eukaryota, Viridiplantae, Streptophyta, Magnoliopsida, Cucurbitales, Cucurbitaceae.